Molecule: messenger RNA, 1026 nt
Organism: Ilex paraguariensis (yerba mate)
Lineage: Eukaryota; Viridiplantae; Streptophyta; Magnoliopsida; Aquifoliales; Aquifoliaceae
Source: the annotation of a GenBank genome assembly
AUGGAUUGUUUGAUCAGGGUGAAGAUUGAGUACCCAGCUGAAACUAUGAGGUGGCUAAUGAAUCCGACUGCAACAAUCACUAUCACCAGCCAAAGGAAUGAAGAUGACCCCCUCCAUUUUACCGCAAUAAACCUGCGCACCUUCAUGCUUCCAUAUGACAAGUAUGAACAAAAUGGAGUCUUCCGGAGAGCUUUUGAAGAAAUUCUCAGGAAUGUUAUGCUCUUAGUUGCAAUUGCAUUCAUUUUGAGUCAACUCUUCUACGCGAAGAAAGAUAUGGAUGCCAUUCCUUAUAUAUCUCUUGUAAUGCUCACUCUUCAAACUCUUGGAUAUAGCCUUCCACUGAUCAGUGAUUCCAAAAUUCUUUUCCCACCGAAGGAAUACAGGAACGCAAUUCAUAAUCUUUAUGGGUAUGAGGAAGUAUUGGAGGUCCUUGAUUACUCCGGAAAACUCCUUGUGUUGGCUGCCUUGCUACUUACUGCAAGAAUUUUCCAGAAGGUGUCAGAAUCUCGAAGUAGACCAAUUAAUCAUUCGAUUACCAAAUUUCCACCUGUCCCUUGUGAUAAGCCAGUUCUCCUAAUUACCAUGGCAAUUUACAUCUUUGGAUGUUUUAGUUUUCUUCUCGUUCAGGGCAAACUCUUUGAGCCUGAAAGGGAUAAACAUAAAGUUGGAGAUAUUCAUAUGGAGGGAAUCUGGAUGAACACACUGAAAGAAUGUAUAGACGUUAGUCAGAAUUUCUUUUUGCUUCCCCAAAUCAUCGGCAACUUGCUUUGGCAGACACAUACUAAACCCCUUACGAAAUCUUACUACAUUGGAUUCACUUUGGCCACAGGUUGGCCCGUGGAUCUUAGCCAUGCCCAGACCUAUCUUAUGGCCGGGAAUGGCCAUGCUACAGAUCAGGCUGGUUCAUUGCACUUUCCCGUGGUCAGACUUUGGACUGUCCAUAGGGUCGGGCGCAGCCGGGCUGACCUUGGGCCAUGGCCUGCCCAUGGAAUGUCCGGGACUCCGGGCUGUGGCUUUGGCACUUAA